Molecule: messenger RNA, 2307 nt
Organism: Entelurus aequoreus (snake pipefish)
Lineage: Eukaryota; Metazoa; Chordata; Actinopteri; Syngnathiformes; Syngnathidae
Gene: alg6
Product: ALG6 alpha-1,3-glucosyltransferase
Exons: 15
Coding region: 111-1628 (505 amino acids)
Biological process (GO): protein N-linked glycosylation
Cellular component (GO): endoplasmic reticulum membrane
Molecular function (GO): dolichyl pyrophosphate Man9GlcNAc2 alpha-1,3-glucosyltransferase activity
Source: RefSeq, a predicted model, not a curated record
ACAUUGAUGACGUAUACAGGAAAUGCACACAGCCUUAAAAAAACCGCCUCAUUGAAUGGAUGUUUAAAAAUUUUACCGACUAAAAAGCACAUUUUAACCAUUCGGGAGUUAUGCAAACGUGGUGUCUUGUUUCAAUAUGUAUUUUGCUCGGCGUCGUGGUGAGAUGGGGAGUGUCCUUAAAUUCGUAUUCCGGUGCAGGAAAACCACCCUUAUUUGGCGACUAUGAAGCUCAGAGACACUGGCAAGAAAUAACUUACAACCUUCCUGUGCAAGAAUGGUACUGUAACACCACCGACAAUGAGUUGAACUAUUGGGGUCUUGACUACCCUCCUCUAACUGCCUAUCACAGUCUGAUCUGUGCUCAUGUUGCCAAGAUAAUACAUCCUGAAUGGGUGCAGCUUCACAAAUCCAGAGGUUAUGAAAGUACAUCACACAAGUUGUUCAUGAGAACCACAGUGCUGGUUGCAGAUUUACUUAUAUACAUCCCUGCGGUGGUAUUAUAUUGUUUAUGGUUAAACGAUGGCUCCAUUAAGAAAAAGGUUUGUACUCUGCUCUGCUUUCUGAUGUAUCCAGGACUACUUCUAAUUGACUAUGGACAUUUCCAGUACAAUGCAGUAAGCCUUGGCUUUGCCCUGUGGGCUGUUCUGGCUCUUGGACUGGGCUGGGAUGCACUGGGCUCAAUGGCUUUCACAAUGGCCCUCAACUACAAACAGAUGGAACUCUACCAUGCUCUGCCGUUCUUCUGCUACCUCCUGGGAAAGUGUGUUAAAUUGGGCCUGAGAGGUCGAGGGUUGUUGCUGUUUCUGAAAGUCGCUGCUACAGUGCUGGUGACUUUUGCCCUCUGUUGGCUGCCUUUCUUGUCUGACCCUAGCCAGGCCUUGCAGGUGCUCAGGAGAAUAUUUCCCGUGUCUCGAGGCUUAUUUGAGGAUAAGGUGGCCAACACAUGGUGCAGCUUGAACGUCCUAAUAAAGAUUAGAUCCAUUCUGUCCAGUGACUUUCAACUCUACCUCAGUAUGGCCUGCACUAUUUUAGCAGUCCUACCAUCCUGUAUCCAAGUGUUGAAAAAACCCACCUUCUGGCAAUUUAAAGUGGCUAUGGUCAACUCAUCACUGGCAUUCUUCCUCUUCUCCUUUCACGUCCAUGAGAAAUCCAUUCUCUUGGCUUCCUUGCCUGUCUGUCUGUUCCUGAAUGACCUUCCACUAAUGGCCAUUUGGUUCCUACAGGCUUCAACAUUCAGCAUGCUGCCUUUGUUUCUGAAGGACGGUCUUUUCGUGCCCUACGUUGUGACCUCGCUGGCCUUCCUCUUCCUUGGCACCUACCUGCUGUCGGCACUGGACCACUGCUCAGAAGAAGAGCUUGGGCUGGAAGGUUACCGCAAGCUUUUAUUCUUCCUACCCAACUUGGACCUGGCUUGCAUAGUCAGAUGGAAGUUCUACAUCAGUGUCACGGCCAUGGCGUGUUUGAGCGCCGCCAACGUAACAUUCGACACGCCACCUCAUCUGCCCGACUUGUUUCCUGUCCUGGUGUCCACGUUUGCUUUCGUGCAUUUCUUGGGAAUGUUUAUCUACUUCAACGUCAUCCAGUUCAACACUUUACCGAGCAGAAAGAGACAUAAGAAGAACAAAUAAUUCCUGCAGGGUCGUGGGGGGUGCUGGAGCCUAUCUCAGCUGCAUUCGGGCGGAAGGCGGGGUACACCCUGGACAAGUCGCCACCUCAUCGCAGGGCCAACACAGAUAGACAACAUUCACACACUAGGGCAAAUUUUAGUGUUGCCAAUCAACCUAUCCCCAGGUGCAUGUUUUUUGGGGGUGGUAGGAAGCCUGAGUACCCGGAGGGAACCCACGCAGUCUCGAGAAUAUGCAAACUCCACACAGAACGAUCCCGAGCCCGGGAUUGAACUCAGGACAUUCGUAUUGUGAGGCUCAUGCACUUAAUUUAUAUAAUUUCUAGGCUUACUUUAUGCCAUAUUUAUGUUUUUAAUUUGCAGCCUUUUGUAUUGCCCACACACGUGAAUACAGCCUUAAAUGUUGGGCAACAGCCGAGUUAUGAUAUGAUAUCAUUUAAAUUGUAAUCUACCCACUGUAUAUUGUAAUCUACCAGUUGUUAUUUCCCUUAUUUUUAAAGAGGACUGGGGAAAGAGGGGUCUUCUUGUAUAGGGGUCGUCUUAUAUUUGGGUCAAUGCACUACAUAUAUUGUUUGAACAUCAUGAUACUUACUGCAUGUACUUACAUUAGCACGUCCCACGACUGGCAGAGCUCUUCUGGUCCUAUUAAAACAGUAACCUGUGUCAAACAACAGCCUUAACUU